GGGUUAGUGGAUUUUCAUCUCGACUUUGGGGCUUGGAAUAAGUGUGAAAUCCACACUCACGACCGAUCAGCGAAGCCCCCCCUCCACACUCUAGUGUCUGAUGCGGUCCGUGCACUUUGCACACAAGCCAAAGGCAAACACAAGCCGCAAUAUGCCAUUGACGGGCACACACCUACACCUACACCUACACCUAAACACCGGAGCAGGCAGCGCGGCGAACGUUGUUAGUUUUUGGCAGCAGCAGCAGCAGCAUUUCCCACUGACAAACAAAAACACAAAUAUUUUUCUGCCGCCGUCGUGAGCGGACGCUCUCACUCUACACCACAGCAAAGUGCAAUAACCAUUUGUUCCAGUGAAUCAAAUUUUUAGUUGAUUUAAAAUGAGGAAGUUGCUAAAAUCGAUAUUUGCAUAUAUGUGCAUGCAGCUGGACAUUCUCAGAUUCAGGAUCCUGGGGUACAUCAUGCGCCGAUUCCUGCGCUCGGCCAUGAUUGUCUUCAGUUGGUUCGUGGUGCCCUACAGUCGGUACACCAACAUCAAGGUGAUCCGACGCAAGCUGCCACCGAUACGCAGCCACCUGCUGGAGAUACCUGCCGUUGAUCUGGCCAAGCUGAUUCGCACCCGAAAGAUUAAAAGCGAAGAAGUCGUAGAGGCCUACAUCGAACGUUGCCGGCAGGUUAAUCCACUGAUCAAUGCCAUUGUUCAGGAUCGCUUCGAGGAGGCACUGGAGGAGGCGCGCGAAAUAGACAAUGUCAUCGCCAUGGGCAUCAACAGUGUGGAGUCCAUGGAGGAACAUACGCCGCUGCUGGGCAUUCCGGUGACGGUGAAGGAGAGCAUCGCCGUCAAGGGCAUGACCAAUCAGGCGGGUCGUGUCUUCAAGACGCCGCAGAUAGCCAAAUCGGAUGCUCCAGUCGUGGAGCAGAUCAAGCGUUGUGGGGGCAUCAUAAUGCUCGUGUCCAACACCCCCGAGCUGUGCCUGCUCUGGGAGACGUACAACAAUGUGACGGGGCAGACGAAGAAUCCGUACGACCUGAAGCGCACGCCGGGCGGCUCGUCGGGCGGAGAGGCAGCGCUGCUGGCUAGCGGCGCCUCGCUGCUGGGUCUCACAUCGGACAUUGGCGGCUCCUCGCGACUGCCGGCCAUGUUCAGCGGCAUUUGGGGCCACAAGCCCACGCCGUAUGCCGUCUCGUUCCGCGGCCAUCAUCCGACGAGCGACUUCCCCAAAUGGGGAGACUUCUUCACCAUCGCACCGAUGACGCGCUACGCCAAGGAUCUGCCGCUGCUGCUCAAGUGCAUGAGCGAUCCGACUGGGCCAAAGCUGACGCUGGACAAGGAGAUCAGUGCCCAUGGCAUUCGGUUCUUCUUCAUGGACAACGAUGGGCCCUCGGGCAUGAUGCGGCCGCUCAGCCGGGACCUGCACGCGGCCAUCAAUCGGGUGGCCAGCGACUUCAAUGCCGAGCGGGUGAACAUACGGAAGAUGAAGUGGUCGCUGGACAUCUCCCUGUCGGCGAUGCUGACCAUGAAGAACAUCGAGACGAUCUACCACAAGACCGAGGAGGGGGAACAGCCCAAGACCGUGUGCAAGGAGACGGUCAAGUACUUCUUCGGCUGCUCGGACAGCAUUCUGCCAUCGGUGAUAUUCGGCCACCUGCAGAACUUCAUGAAGAUCAUACCCAAUUCGCGGCACAAGCAUCUGGCCAGCAUCAUUGAGGCGCUCAAGACUGAAUUCAAGGAGAUGCUCGGCAACGACGGCGUCUUCCUCUACCCGACCUUCCCCAACACGGCGCACCAGCACUACCAGAUCUACCACAAGCUGCUGGAGCCCAUGUACAUGGCCAUCUUCAAUACGCUGGGCCUGCCAGUGACCAACUGCAUGAUCGGCUUGGAUCAUCGCAAUCUGCCCAUGGGCAUACAGGUGGUGGCCAAUCCCGGUCAGGAUCAUCUGUGCCUCGCCGUUGCACGUGAGAUGGAGCGUCGCUAUGGCGGCUGGGUGCGUCCACCCUCUGAGGAUAGUCACAGCAGCAGCAGCGGAAGUAGCAGCAGCAGCAACAAUGGCAACGGGGGAACCAGCAGCAGCAGCAGCGGCAGCAAGCAGCGUGGCUAGCCAUUCCUGGGGGGCAGCAAUGGCUUUAUUCCUACGUGAUUCUUUUUGUACUUCGUUUUGUUUGUAGCUAAUUGUAUGUAUUGUCCAUCAUUUAGGGAAUGUUAUCAGCUAGCAGCUGAAUGGAAAGCCCCACAUUAUCAUUUAGAGCCUCUUCAAAAUUCCACGACUCGAAUUUCAUGCUCCAUCGUACCUAUUAUUGUAUUAAAUUAUUAAAUGUCGACCACUCCAAUCUUGUA
This is a messenger RNA of Drosophila subobscura, 2337 nucleotides long. RefSeq names its product fatty-acid amide hydrolase 2. The record is from RefSeq and is a predicted model, not a curated record. Bases 380 to 2101 code for a protein of 573 amino acids. Lineage: Eukaryota; Metazoa; Arthropoda; Insecta; Diptera; Drosophilidae. The transcript is spliced from 5 exons.